Rhizopus microsporus ATCC 52813 is the source of this 267-nucleotide messenger RNA. RefSeq lists its product as uncharacterized. The transcript has 4 exons. NCBI's taxonomy places the organism in Eukaryota, Fungi, Mucoromycota, Mucoromycetes, Mucorales, Rhizopodaceae. The record is from RefSeq and is a predicted model, not a curated record. Bases 1 to 267 code for a protein of 88 amino acids.
AUGAAAGCCUUGGGAACGAUUAUCAAAUCUAUAAGUAAAUCGAUCCGUCGACGAAACAAGAAGCAAGCUACCAGCGGUAAUGGCAAAGAUGAUGCUGUGGCUGAAGUAGUCCAAGGCUCAUCAAAUGAAUCACGACUGUUGAUUUCUGAACCGAUGAGCAUAUCAGUUGUAGACGAAAAGUCCACGUUUGACUUCAAUUCAAGCUUUCAGUUUACUGUUGAUGGUCCUCAGAGGCAUCUGCUCGGAAAAAGACUCGAUGAUGAUUAA